GAGAGAGAGAGAGAGAGAGAGAGAGUUUUAUGGUUUAAAGCGUAUCACUAGGUGGCAUCAUCAAUGAGCAGGGAAUCGCGUCUUGGCUAAGGGACCGCGACUGAAGCACAGUCCUACCAUUCGUGUCUUGCGGCUCAGGGAGAAGACCGGGCGCUCGCUGUGCAUCGCGGCAGGGACACUUGCGCAGGUGAGGAACGCUGCGUCCUGCCAACACAUCGGGGAUUUUCUGGGUUGGGAGGGGGGUUGGCUUGGAGCGUAUACUCCAACCUGUGUUCAUAUCAAAGCCAUAUACCAGGUGCGUCGUGGUACAUCUAUCAGGCCAUAAUUCAGGCUCAACUCCAGCUGUGCGCAAGAAGAUGCUCGGCCUGUGCGGUGUCAGGACGCGGCUGUACAGGGAACUGGCAUUGGUCGAUGCUGCGCCACGGUCACCCCGGACCUAGAUGGCUACCUCGUUAGGCGCGCUCGCGCAAGACAGGUGUCGGGGAAGUGACGUCACAAGCCGCGGAAGCCGGAGGCGGGCGUUUGGGAGAGCAAGAUGGCAGCGAAAUCCGACGGUCGGGGGCUCGCCACUGCCACCGGCUUUGCCCAGCUGCACAACCUGGACGAGGCGGUGGGCGGCGGCUGCGGCGAGGACUACCCUCGGGAGGGCAGCUCGCUGCACAUCUGCCACUGCUGCAACACGUCCUCGUGCUACUGGGGCUGCCGGAGCGCAUGCCUGCACUACCUGCUGGGCAAGGGGCGGGAGGGCGCGCGGCCGGCGCGGGAGGAGCGCCUCUGGCUCGACUGCCUGUGGAUCGUGCUGGCGCUCCUCGUCUUCUUCUGGGACGUGGGCACCGACCUGUGGCUGGCGGCCGACUACUACGCCAAGCAGGACUACCUCUGGUUCGGGCUCACGCUCUUCUUCGUGCUUGUGCCGUCCGUACUCGUGCAGAUUCUGAGCUUCAGGUGGUUCGUGCAGGAUUACACGGGAGGUGGCUUGGGCUCCGUGGAAGGACUGAGCAGCCGGAGAGCCACGGCGGGUUCCCACGGCCGCGGCAGGUGCUGCCGCAUCUCUGUCUGGGUCUGGCAGACGCUCAUCCACAUCCUGCAGAUGGGACAAGUAUGGAGGUAUAUCCGGACCAUGUACCUCGGCAUACAGAGUCGCAGGCAAAGGGAAAAUCAGCGACGUUUCUACUGGGCCAUGAUGUAUGAGUAUGCUGAUGUGAACAUGCUUCGUCUCCUCGAGACCUUUUUGGAAAGCGCCCCACAGUUAGUGCUCCAGCUCUGCAUAAUGAUCCAGAAGAACCGCGUUGAGACGCUGCAGUGCAUGUCAGCAGUUGCCUCUCUCUUGUCUCUCUCCUGGGUGCUGGCCUCCUACCAUAAGCUUCUGCGCGACUCUCGCGAUGACCAAAAGAGCAUGAGCUAUCGAGGAGCUCUGGUGCAUCUCCUGUGGCGCUUCUUCACCAUUUCCUCACGGGCACUUUCCUUUGCCCUCUUUGCCUCGGUUUUCCACCUCUACUUCGGCAUUUUUGUGGUGCUACACUGGUGUGCUAUGGCCUUCUGGGUGAUUCAUGGUGGCACCGACUUCUGCAUGUCCAAGUGGGAGGAGGUGCUGUUCAACAUGGUGGUUGGUGUGGUGUACGUCUUCUGUUGGUUCAACGUGAAGGAAGGCAGGACUCGAUACCGAAUGAUAGCCUAUUACUCACUAGUGUUGGUGGAAAACACUGUCCUGACUGCUCUGUGGUAUGUCUACAGAGACCCCGUCACCACUGACUCGUAUGCCGCAUCUGUGCUCUGCGGCGUCUUCCUGUGCUUUGCCUCAGGAGUGGCCUGCAUGGUCCUCUACUAUGGGGUUUUGCAUCCUAUGGGUCCCCGGCUGAGGGUCCUGGCAAGCUCCUGCUGCGCGGAGCUACUCUGGGGCCUCCCCCUGCCCCCAGAAGCUGAGCCGAUGGCCCCGACCCCAGGGCCUCGUGGCUCUCAGGCCACCCCCACUCGGGGCAUGGCUUCAGGGGAAUACGGAGAAGCUGAGGAGGCUGCCACGGAUACCUGCUUGCCUGUAUUCCAGGUGAGGUCCACAGAGCCCACUGAUGCAGCAGGCCGGCCCAUUCACCCUGAGGGGCCCCUGAUUAAGAUUGACAUGCCCAGGAAACGAUACCCAGCCUGGGACGCACACUUUGUAGACCGUCGUUUGCGGCGGACCAUAAAUAUCCUCCAGUACAUCAGCCCCAAUGCAGUGGGCAUCAGGUACAGGGAUGGGCCUCUCCUCUAUGAGCUGCUCCAGUACGAGUCCUCCCUAUAAAGGCACCCCACUUUCCUACACACACACACACACACACACACUUUCUAUCUGCUUCACCUCUCUCCAUUUGGGUGCUUAUUUUCUUCAGUUUAAUUCAGUUCUUCAGCCAAGUUAUUAGAGUAUUUCAAAGGUCUACAAAGGUCUAAACAGAGAAAAUGUAACAUUUAUUUUCACAAAUAAAGAGAAUAUUAUUACAGAAAUGGACAACUUAAGUCAAAAAUAAGCAGUCCUUACAUGGGGCCCUUGUUAUGUGGAUGUGUGCCACCAAUAUAUAUGUUGGAUAGUGUCUUUGUCCCUGUUAACUCUGAGAUGUGCAAAGUCUCACGGGAAUGAUGGAGGACCAUAAUACUCAUUAUCUACAUUUCUGGAUUUCCUAAUAACUAUUUUGUGCCUACUAUAAUGCUGAGUGAUUGUGAUGACAUAGGACCGAAAAGGGAUCAGCACUAGUUGUACAGUCCUGUAGAGUAUAUAAGAAAAGCACACAGUGAGUAUAGUAUGAUUUAACAUUUCAUUCCUUAUUUAUAAAAGGGCAAAGGUUUCUAAGUAGCUCUGUAGGGAUGUCUGCCUAAGUCUCGGAUUAUAUUUGACGGAUUAUUCAUGACUGGCUUUCAUUUAGUUUCGAAUAAUUUGACAUCUAAAGACCCAAAUUAUGAGAAAUAACACUGUAAUCAUUUGGACAAAUAACACUGCCAUAAACACUUUAGUAAAUAAGAAGGCCUUAAAAUAUGAAAUGCAUUCUCUGUGUUCUUUUCAUAUUCAUUAGUGAAGGGAGUAAAAUGUAAUUAAAAAACAGAUCAAGAGUGUUUUAUAUUUUACAUAAACAUAUGUAUUAUUUGUUAACGUUUGCACAGUUUAUUCAUUUUCUUUUCAUAUAGUGAAAAAGCUUAUUAACUGCAAGUGUCAUUUAUUUAAACACGUCUGUAAUUGAGGAAAUCCCAAAGAUUGGAAGGUUCAGGGUGUUAAUUAACAAAACAAUGGUCAGUAAAACACCCAUACCUUAUAUGCUUUUAGCUCAAACAAAUAAAAAUGAAAUCCUCGUUGAAUGCGGUGCUAAAAUUAAUCUCUAGGAUUCCUCCAUCAUUCCCUAUUCUUGUGAAGGUUCUAGUUUGGAUGGUUGUUAAAAAUAAGCUGAGUUAUCAGAUUUUUUUUUAUUAUAAAGGAUGCAUGCUAAGGCUGUGUACUUUGAUGAAUAACUGGGUUCUCCUUAUGUGCCAGCCAGUGUGUGAGUGUUUCAAUGGUGCUGCUCUUUUGCAAAAUAACUGUAACAGUUCUGUCGCGUUAUUGUCAAUCUCUUGUACAUAGAGCACUGCACCUCGAAUGAGGAAAAAGAACACUAUAAGGGAACGUAGCGUGUGAUGAGUUUGCCAUGACGACUGAUGAUGCGUAUAUAUAUUAUUAUCAGUUGCACUACACAAACAGUCUUUCAUUGCGUGCUAUAACCUUCAGAAAUUUGUUUAUAAUAAGAUUUGUCUCAGCAGCUUAAUAGGUACUUCUACUACUAAUAAUAAUAAUAACAUAGGAUGCCAAGGUUCAUUGUAAAAAUGGAGACAUGGGCUACUACAGACCCCUUUGUGCCUGCUGUGAUUUCAGAAGCAGACUUCAGACUGGUUGUAGUGGACAGGGUGACGGGUUUUUUUUGCCAAGGAUGGAAAAGAAUGAGUGGACAUGUGGACGACGAUGUGUAUGUCUUUACACACACAUUUCAGUUCCGCCGAUCUUCGGGUCAGCUGUCCGACAUUUUGGCUCCAUCCUUGGUUGCUGCUUUGACCCUUACACCCUUCUCAUGAGAUUAAGAUUGGGUAUAUUCUGAUGCAAAUAUUUUAUCCCAAGAUAGCAGCCAGAAAAUCAUUCAUACCAGAAUCGAACAAUUUCAACAUGCUCUUUCAAACUUUGUUUUAUGGAAGCAAAUAAUUAGCUUUAGCAAAAAACAACAAAACAAAACAAAACAAAAAACAAACAAAAAAACAGCCCAGCAAGUUUAAGCUAUAGUGUAAAUCCAGUAGCAUCUGUGUGAGUUGUAUAAUAUAAGUGGCUACACACGAUAAACCCAGAGGCCAGCGGCUUUCCUAGGUGCUUGGCACAUUGUCGCACUGUUGUUUGCUGGGAUAUUCCCCUGAUUCAUGAGAGUGUGAGUGAUUAAAUGAAUGCAAUGGUUGGAUGAGUUGGCUGCCUGGCACCCCCUGCUGUGUUCACACUUCACAUACAGACUCCGCUACUACAGUAUUAACACUCUUUCAUGAGAGAGAAAUACACAUUCAACCAGGUGCAAAUACACUGUGAUUCCUCCCCCCCCCGCUCACUGCUAUAGCUGAAAGGAUCUCUAUGGAGAGGAUUAUGUUAGCAAAUGGAAAUAUGUUCAUAUGUUUAGAUUACUGCCUUACAAGACAAUAAAUGACAGAUGAUGAGCUGUGUAAUCACCAGACACUUAAAUCCUUCACCACAUUAAAGUACAUGGAAAAGAGUGGCCAACAACAGUCCUGUAUAAACAGAUACUUUGUGGUGCCUUGUUUCACUGGGUGCUUCUCUCUAGCCAUGGCAGCCAGUACAGCAAACAACAAUGCCAGUGUCUCUUUCUCCUUUCAUAUUACACACAGUACUGUAACCAAGUUUAAACUAAACCGAAAACUGCAUCAAAUAGGCUGACAUUCCUAAACUUAAGAGGCUUUGUCUUUGCAAAAGUAAAUUACCAGAGAGAUAUGAACACAAGGCAAUACAUAACAUCUGCUUGAGUAUUGGGUUUCAUAUUUUCCUAAUACGAGCAGAUACACCGAACAGCCUCUUUAAGAUUUUGGUCAAAUUGGAUUUAAUCUGAAUGUCCAUUAUUCAACAGGGUUCAUUUAAGCGAUACACAGUUGUGAAGAUGUUUAGCAGUUCAUUUGAUGUAUUUCUGUCUAUGCCUUCCUCUGUCUUGCAAGAUGAAUGAUCUGUAGUGCCAACAAGUUAACCUUUUUCUGUCUGUUGUUUGUCUUGUGAACCAAAAUGUCUAGCCAAAUGGAUUUCUGCCUGCAAAACAAAAAAAAAAACAUAUGUAGGAACAAUAUGAGUAGGAGAAUUAUGUUGUAUGUAGACAAGGUGUUGACUGGGUUAGAAACCUGUAUCAAAGACGGUAAAGGAAGUCUCGAAAGGCAUAUAGUGCUGAAUUCACCCACGGACUGCCCUCUGCCAUCAGCCGGCUUCCUAGCAUGUCCACAGAAUGCCUCUUGCGGUGACGCGUCCAAUAUGUUUGCAUGUUAGCUUACUUGAGUGCGGUGUUUCACUCGUUCCCUGGGUUCCUUCAAUGCAUUGCCAAGUAGUGGUUCAUUACACCAGGUUCAGUUUCAACCUGUACAGUUGUGCCAUCUGUAUUAAAACAGAGCCAAAUGUUCUUUAGACAAAGUAAAUUCCAAAAAAAAAAAAGAAAACAAAUGGUGCAUUUAUGUUUGUCGACCUGGUGCUUACAGACAAAUUCUAAAGGUGCUACCACAGAAUGUGGACUGCAGGACUCCAUGUCGCGGCUCUCAGAGCAAGGCAGCCAUCUGAAGGAUCUGCUCCUUUAAUCUCACAUACUCUUUAUCUCUGGAAGAACAAGCACCUCAACACAGUUUACAGCUGAACUUCAGUCUCUUAAAAGCGGUGGCACUUAUUAUUUCUCAACAUGCACAAACAAGCAACAGUGGAGGAAGAAUUCAAGUCAUUUUAUCAGUUUUUAUAAAUGUACCAUGUUUUGUAUCUGCACUAGGGUUUCCCUUCCGAGCAAGAAAAGAUACAAAUCCAUCAUUUCGACAUUCAUCCAGAGGCAUAACAAUAAUGCUGAUAAAAGAAAUUGCUGACAAAAAGAAAAUGCAGAAGGUGAUUGCUGUGUUGUAUAUUCCUGUCAUCUCUAUGUCCAGAACCUGUGUGUAUCUCUCUUUUUCUUUUUUGUUGUUCUUGUUACUGUAGGUCUGGCUGUAAUAUUUUGUUGGAAAUUGACCUUUUCAAUGGCUAUGGUUGUCAGAUGAAAUGCUGCUGAUUUUAGAAUUGUUAUCAAUGCUGUGAGAGACUGGUAUGAAUAAUACUGAUUACAUUUUAGAUUGUGUUAAAAACUGUACAAAUGUAUUUGACGAGUAUGUAACCGUAUCCCAGAAUGACAUGGGGGUAUUUAAGAGCAUUGAUCAAAAUUAUUCAGCAAACUCUUUGCUACUGUGUGUAGCAUUUACGUCUCCGACUAUAAUCUUUACUUAUGUUGAAAACAUAAAGAGAGGUUUAUUUGAUGUUGUCAAAUAUAAAUGAAAGUAAAUCGUUUCACUGGAUCCCCAUUAUUUGAGAACAAAUCUGAUGUCCAGUAUUGUAUAAUGCCCUAUGUUUUAGGGAACAACAUUAAUGAUGUUAAUAACACAUGGUGCUACAGUUGUUUUUGUAUACUUUGAUUUUUAGAUGAAAAAAAAAGGUAAUAUUACAACAAAAGAGAAGAAAAAAAAUAAACAUGUCAAGCUUUAUUGUCAAUCAUUAGAUGAGACUUUUCCGUUAAGACACAAAAAGGAAUAUACAGCUUGAACGUGUGUGCAAAUAUACCAUAAGAUGUAUACUGUAUACACAUGCACAGUUUGCCCAAUGACAGAUCAAAAGUGGUUAUAUACAGAUGUAUAUGUACAGAUGUGUAUGUGAAUGUACUGAUAUGAUAGAGAUAGACUUCCCAGAGUAACAUAUUGUUGUUUAAUAAAGAAUUAUUACAUUCUAUAA
This is a messenger RNA of Hemibagrus wyckioides, 6976 nucleotides long. RefSeq names its product XK, Kell blood group complex subunit-related family, member 6b (gene xkr6b). The transcript is spliced from 3 exons. The record is from RefSeq and is a predicted model, not a curated record. Gene Ontology annotation, cellular component: plasma membrane. Bases 536 to 2278 code for a protein of 580 amino acids. Gene Ontology annotation, biological process: phosphatidylserine exposure on apoptotic cell surface; engulfment of apoptotic cell; apoptotic process involved in development. NCBI's taxonomy places the organism in Eukaryota, Metazoa, Chordata, Actinopteri, Siluriformes, Bagridae.